Molecule: messenger RNA, 676 nt
Organism: Cuscuta europaea
Lineage: Eukaryota; Viridiplantae; Streptophyta; Magnoliopsida; Solanales; Convolvulaceae
Source: the annotation of a GenBank genome assembly
UCUUUCUCUAAAAUACUCUCUUCCACACACAAUCACCCAAAUAUAAUACUCAUAAACUACUUUCUUCCAACAAAGUGGUAUCAGAACCACCAAUCCUUUCAAGAAACAUGAAUGCCAACGGCUUAGUUCCAUUUCAAUUUCCUCGCCUCACUAAAGAAAACUUUUCUAGUUGGUGCAUUCGCAUGAAAGCCUUGCUAGGAUCUCAAAAUGCAUGGGAGAUUGUUGAGAAAGGUUAUGAGGAACCUCAAGAUGAUGCUACUUUAAAUCAAUCCCAAAGGGAUAGUCUCCAAAGGAGUAGGAGGAAGGCUCAACAAGCUCUCACUCUCAUAUAUCAAUGCUUAGACGAGGGCUUGUUCGAGAAGAUUGCAAAUGCCACCACUUCUAAAGAAGAAUGGGAGAUACUACAUAAUUCUUUUAAGGGAGUCGAUAAGGUGAAGAGAAUUCGUCUUCAAUUACCUGAUGUGUGUACCUAUAAGUGUACAUGAAUAUGUCCGUUCAUUACUUGAUGUGUGCACCUUCAAUUCAUCUCUGUACCAAUUGUUGUUAUUGCAUCGGCAACCCAUUUGUAUUUCAUGAGCUAAUUUCUGCACUUAAUAUAUACUCAUAUGUGAUACGUGAUAGACCCAGUAUACUAACAAUUACACAAUCAUAACAGAUAAAGAAGAAGAAGCAGAUA